CAUUUCCUGCAACAUGGUGGUCAAGGCGAAGAGACGAGCGAGCCUCCCAAAAAUAUACAUGCCGAACACCAGCAAACAACUUCUCCCUCGCCUCUGACGGGUGAAGGCGGCGGCUGGAGUCCGAAGCGACGACCUGGAGCCGACUGAAGCACACCGCGCCGGCAGCUUGGUUUGAUGAGAGGAGCGAGGGAAAGAGGGAUAAAAAAGUGCCGCAGAUUUCAGUUCCGAUUGUCUACGUUUUAUGUUUUGUAUAAAAAAAAUAAUUAUUUCUUGAGAUAAGAUGACUGAAAAGCAAAUCAAAGACAAUUUAGACCAGGGACAAUUAGCUGUGAAGGUAAAGAUUGAGAAAGUGUUGCCUGAAGAAGAAGCAAAGUAUGGGCAGUGCAUUGCAAAAGAAUAUACCCAGGCAUAUCCUACAGAAAUGGAACUGGAAUUGGGGAAAGUCAAAGGUGAAGAAGUGAUGAUGAAUGAAUCCCCUGAGCAAUUUGACUACUGGUUUUGUGAGACCUGCCAAGAAUACUUCAUGGAUGAAUGUGCUCUUCAUGGAUAUCCAGUAUUUAUUGCUGAUACACCUAUACCUGUAGGUACGCCGGACAGGGCAGCUCUUUCGGUUCCUGCUGGAGUAGCAGUUGUGAAGGAGCCUGGAGGGGAGAUUGACGUCCGUUGUUUAGAUUCCAUCAUUUCAAGAGGAAGGAUAUUUGGACCAUAUGAAGGAGAAGUGUGUCAAACUGAUAAAUCCUCAGGGUUUUUCUCAUGGCUGAUACUUGGCAAGAAUAACACUUAUAAGUCUAUUGAUGGCACAGAUGAGACCAAAGCCAACUGGAUGAGGUAUGUAGUAAUAUCAAGAGAAGAGAAUGAACAGAAUCUCAUGGCAUUCCAGUACAAGGAGAAGAUUUACUUCCGUGUAUGUAGGGAUAUUCACCCUGGAGAGAGGCUGAGAGUCUGGUAUAGUGAAGACUAUAUGAAACGUCUCCAUGCAACGACACAGGACACCAUAGAAAGAAACCUCCCAGCUGCGGAAGCGAAGUGCAAGAAGGCUAACCUAGGAAGACAUUCCAUUGAAAAAUCCACUGGAAAUCCAGGGACCUCCAGAAAACCAGAGCUUCUAAAUAAGGAUGACCUUGAAAGACUUGAAAGUACCAAUCCCAACAAAGGUGGAAAACGUAGCAACAAAGAUGGAGACUGUAGCCCAAGCCCUAAGAAAAAGAAGCUGGAACAAUUCUUCAAAAGCAGCCAUGACUUGCCUGUUGAUUCUUCAAGAGAAAAGCUUGGUUGUCCCACUUCUGGUCUGGGUCCAUAUGAGUAUGUAUGUUCUAUGAAGCAAGCUAGCAAUCUUCAUAUAACUACCUCAUCUCCUGUACCUCAAAGGCCUCAAUUUGUAGGCCGCAGUGGACAGGAACAUGAAAUCAAUAAAUUGAAUGCAGCACAAACAAAAUAUCCAUCACCAAUGGACAAUCGAAUUCCCACUCGACAAAGGCUCAGGCAUCAAGAGGGAGACACAUUUGACCGUCCAGGAACUUCCUCACAGCAAAGUACUCUAUCUCAAUCAUGCACCAGAAGUGAGAUAGACUUAAGGUCCCAACAAAAGGUUAAUGAAAAACAUUUAAGUUCUGGCUUUCUCCAAGCAAUGGACUCUGGGUUUCUUCAAAAUACUGAAGAAAACACUUUAACACCAGAAACUUCAGGUGGACGACAUGGGGCUGUGGCUAAGGAAGGUCUUCCAAAAAGCCAGCCCACAUCGUACUGUCCGAAUUGUGUAAUACUACAAGAAAAAAUUCGACAGCUCCAGGAGGAACUAGAUCGACUGAAGUCUAACUUGCCAGUUCCAUCUAUGGCUACAUUUGCCUUUCUGGAAAAUCUUGUCCAGUACUACAGAUUCCAUCUCGUGCAAUCUGAAGUUGAAGAAGGAAGCACCCUGAUACCUGUGCAGCCGGAACAACAACAGCAACCUGUGAAGGAUAAGGUUCAACACCACUACCCUCAGCAUCCACCAGUGCUGUUACAUCCCCCACAACAGUAUGAAAAUCAACAUCCAGAAGAAAAAAUAGCAGUGAUUGAGCACGGUCCAGUACCUAAACAGACGCAACAAAAGUGUUCAGAGCAAGAACUCAAGGUUGAACAGUGUGAUGAAAUUCUAGAACAACAGUUUUACCCAGAGCGAUCAAAACAUUACCAGCAGAAAAACCUCAAAGAACAACUCAGUGAGGUGCCAGAAAAUAACAGCCAAUGCCAACAACAUUUAAUGGUGGAGCACCAUCCAUUAGAUCCAAAUCAAUUGUCUCAUCUCCAGCAACAAUCACCACAACAGUUAUCACAUCUCCAGCAGCAGUCUCCUCAUCAAUUGCCACAUCUCCAUCAACCGUCAUCACAACAAUUGCCACAUCUCCAACAACAGUUGCCACAAUAUUUGCCACAUCUCCAGCAACAGUCACCACAACAGUUGCCACAUCUCCAGCAACAGACGCCACAACAGUUGCCACAUCUCCAACAACAGACGCCACAACAGUUGCCACAUCUCCAGCAACAGACGCCACAACAGUUGCCACAUCUCCAGCAACAGACGCCACAACAGUUGCCACAUAUCCAGCAACAGACGCCACAACAGUUGCCACAUCUCCAGCAACAGACGCCACAACAGUUGCCACAUGUCCAGCAACAAUCACCUCACCAAGUAUCACAGACACAGCAGUCAUCCCCACAUCCACUGCCACAAUCGCAGCAACAACAACCUGACCAGAAGAAAUUUUUAUGGCAGCAAGAAAAUCUACAGCCAAUGCCACAGCCACUGCCACCAUCGCGGCCACAACACCAGCUUCCACAUUACCAAUGUCCUUCCCUGCAGGAACCAUCACGUCUUCAACAUAGGUUGCAGCCUUCAACUUUCAAAGAUAUAUGUCGUAAUCUGAAAGCAGUAGCUGCUCGUAAACGUAUGCGACAGAAUCAACCAUCGGAAGGUGUACAGCCUGGCUCUGGGAUUUCAGUCAGCUGCCUUAAUUUAAAUUUCAUAAGUCCUGCUGAGAGGAGUGACCCAAGCAAACUUACAAGAGCUCUGCUGGAAUACUUCUACACUGAGCAACAUCUGGCCUCACAUUGUGCUCGAGGAAAAGGCAAAAACAGUGGGUUCAACAUGUCCAGACCAGCUCUUGAUCCAGAUGUUGUGGAUGCAAUCAAAGCAUAUGUUCAGCUGAAGUUUGCAUACGUGACGGACAAGGCAUUUUAUGCCAUGGUAAACAGCAAGUGCAGUGACAGCAGAAAAAAGAUUCGUUACAUUUUGGGAGUCCGGGACAAAUCUGAAGAUACUCCCAAAUAGCAGCA
Molecule: messenger RNA, 3315 nt
Organism: Hypanus sabinus (Atlantic stingray)
Lineage: Eukaryota; Metazoa; Chordata; Chondrichthyes; Myliobatiformes; Dasyatidae
Exons: 10
Coding region: 281-3310 (1009 amino acids)
Cellular component (GO): nucleus
Molecular function (GO): DNA binding; protein binding
Source: RefSeq, a predicted model, not a curated record